Paramecium tetraurelia is the source of this 318-nucleotide messenger RNA. RefSeq lists its product as uncharacterized. The transcript has 3 exons. The record is from RefSeq and is a predicted model, not a curated record. Lineage: Eukaryota; Ciliophora; Oligohymenophorea; Peniculida; Parameciidae.
AUGAUCGAAAUUGAAUCGAUAAUCAACGAAAUUAAGUACAAAUUAAAAAGCAAAAAUGCUGAUGAAAUGAUCGCUGACACAUAUCUCUUAGCAUUUCAACAAGGAAGGAAUCCAAAACAGAAUUUUGGAUAGAACUUAGAGUUGAUCAAAAACUUAAGGCAAUUAAUAGAUAUGCAAGUGUAUACAAAAGAACAAAUUACAAAUCUAUAUAAUCGGGUUUUGAAUGGCAAUCAAGAUCUUCUUUAAUUGUGCAAUCGAAUCGAAUAGAACACACUUAAGUAAGUCAAUUUGGCUAUUUAGAAUCCAGCAAUCAGAUGA